Messenger RNA from Nothobranchius furzeri (turquoise killifish), 6102 nucleotides. Its product is annotated as SH3 domain and tetratricopeptide repeat-containing protein 1. Lineage: Eukaryota; Metazoa; Chordata; Actinopteri; Cyprinodontiformes; Nothobranchiidae. The record is from RefSeq and is a predicted model, not a curated record. Gene Ontology annotation, molecular function: protein binding.
CUGGGCCUGGAGGACCCCUGACUGGUGGGACUUUAUCAUCAUCAUAACACAGAACCAUGUAAACAUUCACAGCAUCACAUGAAAACUGCCCAGAAACAUGAAUAUUGACACGCUCACUUCCUCAGUCAAUCUUAAUGGACUCUUAAACACAUUCAUACAGAGGUAAUGAAAAGUUUGGCUGCAGCCCUGAACAAAGUCCGGUGUUUGUUAGAGUCACAACAGCAGAGUUGCUGAGUGUGUUCCUGGUGAAGUUCAGAGGAAGUUCUGGAUCAGACACAAACGUGCUGACAGGAAGCUGCUGGAGAGAUCCGCCAAAAACGGGCUUUAGUGAGGAUUUAAACAACAUUUCAAAGACAAACUGACUGCAGGGAGGAAGUCAGUUUUCCGUCAUGUAAAAAGUUCACAGCUCAACGGAGCACAUCCAGCCAGGUCGGACCGCUGAUUACCGGUACCGGACAGAGUCGUGCGGGCCAUCGCCACAGACGGGUGACCGAAAAGCAUAAUGGCUGCAAGUGUGUCUACAGAUGCUUCCUGUCCAAAGGGAACGCUGUCCUCGUGUGAAGAACGUUUCUCUCCAGUUCUUCCUGUGCAACUGACAAUAGUCAAAGGUCCCUCUCAUCUUCCUGCUGAUGAAGAGUUACAGGAAAAGUUCAAAGGGAAAUUAUGCCUCCUGCAGUAUGAAAACGCUGAAAUCAACGAGCUUUUUAUGGAACUGUGCACUCACCUUGUCUCUGUUGACAGUGAAGCAAAAACCAUUUUUGUGACAUUCAAAACAUUCGAGGAAAUAUGGAAAUUCACCACUUAUUACAAAUUAGGUAUCUUAGGUCACUGUAUUGGCAACCUUUUGUUAGACCCAACAGUUUGGCUCAGCUCUGUAGAGGACGAGAUCACUGUGGAGGUCUGUAUUCAGGAGGAAACCUUGAACCUUAUCUACAAAGGAAUCCUCAUGCAAGAAGGUUCAUUUUUUGGACGUUGCAGUGCCAACCAAAUAUUUGACAGCUCUACAUCCGGAGAAGACCUUUAUCUAGAGCAGGGAGAUUUAGCCCAGUUUGAGCCACCUUUCCUAGGCUCUGAUUGGACUGUCCGUUCCCUCACCGAUGGAGCCAGAGGUACUUCACCUAAACCUGCUCUAGAGCCCGUCAUCCCUUUUCACCAAUGGUUUCUCACAUCAUCUGCAGAAAGUCUUUUAAUUGGUAGUGGAAAGCCUGCCUGUCAUUUCCCUCUAGAGUUUGCCAGUGGACUUUGUCUCGCCACAGAGGAGUACAACGCUGAAGGCCCUGAUGAGCUGACUUUGGCCCCUGGUGAUCACAUCCUCAUAGUGGGGUUUCUGGUGUCUUGCUUUGAUUGGUUUACAGGAAUGAUGGAAAAAACAGGACAAGUGGGACUUAUAAAGACAAGUUUGGUCAAACCAUUUGUUGAAACUCUCAACUCAGCAGAUAUUUUAUUGGAUGGUGAGGAAGGAAAGUUCGCCUGUCCACAAGAUCAAAGUAUCAUAAAAGAGUCAAUCGAAUCUUUAAAGAAGACUUUUGAAAAUGAUGCUGGUCUCAACUACAAACUGGAUAUUAUCCCCUCCCACAACAAUGGAGCAAAACCAUCAGCUGCUCCUCUUUGUGAGGAUGAAACUCACCAGACCGAACUGAGGGAAAACAUCCAGACACUUCUUGCACCCAUUAAAUUUUCAUCUCCAGAUCACACCAUCAACACGAGUGAGACCCAAAAGGACUGUAAAUACCUCAGCCCCAUCCGUUUCACAGUUCACCCUCCUGCAGAGGGAAUCCAAAGCACACAGGACUUUGUUCCACUUUUCGCCAUUUUGGACGGACGAGACUUCAAAGAAGAGUUUGGUGUCCUGUAUGAAAUGAGUUCUGAACAGCUCUCGUCCGUCAUCUUUGAAGGUCAUGCUGACGAAGACGGGCUGAUUUCGUAUCUAUGUGCUGCCAGAGAAGUAUCUAAGAAGAAACGCCUCUUCUGGACACAGACUCGUCUAUGCCUUUUGUUGGGUAAAUUCUGCUCUGGGAGAUCAAAGUUCAGCCAGGCUCAGGCAUUCUUUGAGGAGGCCCUCUGUGUUCCACCAGAGAGCUUUACAGACCUCAGGUUAUUAGCUAGCAUCUAUUUCCACCUUGCUGACAUGCAUGCUUUCCAGAGGAACAAGGAGAGUUUCUUUGCUGUGUCAGAAAGACUUGUUGCCCUACUGCUGGCUCUCCCAGACUGCCUGAAAGGUUUUGAGGACAACUGUGUCCUUGCAUACAUGAUGAGAAAAGCGAUUCUCUCACAGAACAAACAGGCAGAGGCCAGGGCGUGCUAUCUCUUAGUGAAGCACCAUUUGACAAGUGGGGAGGAGAAUCAGGUAGUCCCUUAUCUCGAAAGACUACUUGUUGCUUUUAAUGAGGCUCAACAACCAUGGAGCCUGGUUCCUAGUCAGGUGUACUUGACCUUAGGAGGACUUUACAGCAAACUCCACCGUCCCCUCCUCAGUGCCAGUUCAGCCAAGGUAGCCUCUCUGCAGCCCUUUGUUACCCUCUCUGACUGCCUUGGUUGUAUGGUAUUGGUUCUGGACAAUUUCCACCAUCAUGGAUCCACAGAGCGGGACAUUUUGCCUCAGGUGGCUCCAUAUUUAUACCGAGGCCUAAGUUUUACCAAGGUUUCAGAAGCAGGAGUAACUCAUUACCAAUCUUUGAGCUACCAGCUUACAUUUUGUCUCAGCCAGCUGUUUUACAAGUACAAAAUGGUCAAAUGUGCCAUCAAGUGUAUGAAUUCCUUCAUCAACAACAACACACACUUGGAGCUGCUCCACCUUUCAGCUGUGGAGCUCAACUCUGGCCUGAUUUGGUUGGCAUGGCUUAAUCUUGAAAACAAUCAGCCAACCAUUGCCUUGGACAUAUUGGACUCAGUCGUAGCCUCCUUGCCUGAACACAACACAUCCCAUCAGGAAGGGGUGGUUCUCAACAUGCGUGGUGUGACUCUUCAGAGCAUGGGAGACCAGCGGAGGGCAGCAGAGAGCUACCAAGCUGCUGCUAACUUUUGCCAGGAGGCUGAGGAUUUUUUAAACUGGGCUGUGGUUCAAGCCAACCUUGGCUUGCUGUGUCUCAAGGCUGGAGCUAAAGGGUUAGCGCAGAGCUACUUAGUCAAGGCUGUGCAGCUCUUCUCAGAGCUCAAAGGAGAAAGUCAUGAAGAAAUGUUCAUCUCUGUGCUGCUCAAGUUGGGACUGCACUUUGUCGAGCAGGGGAACCUGGAUUAUGGAAAAGGAUGCUAUGAGUGGGCUCUGCUGCUGGCUAUGAGGGCCAACCUGUUAGACUGCCAGCUCAGUGCAACAAGACAUCUGUGCAGUCUUUAUGGACGCGAGAGUCCAGAUCUGGCCCGGUGUAUCAUCUACGGCAAGCACCAGGCACAUAUCCUGAGACAGAGCAGAGACAGAGCGCAGGAGGCGGGGGCUCUGGAGGCUGUCAGCCAGCUCUACCUCGGUCUGGGCACAUGCAGGGCCUACCGGACAGCUCUGGACUACACCAAAAGCAGUCUGGGCAUUUUUAUCGACCUGGGCUGCAAGGAGAAGGAGACCUAUGGCUGGUUAAAAGCGGGACACAUCUACCACUUACUGGGUCAAACAGAGCUGGUGGACAUCUAUAUUCAGGCAGCUCAGGAUGUAGCUCUCAGCACUGGAGACACCAGCUUUAUUCUUAAGCUGCUAGAAGCUUCGGGAGAUCUUUUCUACAGCUGCCAGGACUCUGACAGAGCCAUCACCUUCUACAGGGACCGUGCUCAUCCUGUAGCAGUGAAGAGCGGGGACGUGCACUGCAGGCUCAGGCUGUGUAAUAAACUGGCUCAGGUGAUGCUCCAGCUCGGGAUGUAUGAAGAGGCAGCUAAGUUUGCUCAGACAGCGGUGGACAUCAGCAUCAAUCUGGGUGAUGAUCUGAACCAGAGAGUGGCCUGCUGCCGCCUGGCGUCUCUGUACCGCUCUCUGCAACAGUACGAACUGGCUGAAUAUUUCUACCUGAAGACGCUGAGUCUGUGUCCAACUCCUUUGCAGUUUGAUGAGGAAACACUUUUCUAUGUCCGAGUGUACCAGACUCUGGGGGACAUCACCUUCUACCAGCUGAAGGACCCGUUUGAUGCUGCUGGGUACUAUCAGCUGGCUCUUGCUGCUGCCGUGGAUUUGGGCAACAAGAGAGCUCAGCUGAGGCUGUGCACCCGCCUCGCCACUAUCUACCACAACUUCCUGAUGGAACGGGAGCUCUCACUGUUUUUCUAUCAAAAGGCCCGAGGCAUUACUACAGAGCUGAAUGAGAGGAGGAUGACUAUCUCGUCAGAACAGAGAGUGACCAGCUAGUCUUAAAACUGAUCUACAUGGUCAGAUGGUCAGAGAUGAAGGGUGGGGAGGCUAUAGGUGAACCUGUCUCCUCCUGAGUCCACAGUACCUAUCCUAACUUGAUCAGUACCAAGAAAAUAAAACCCAAAAUUGGUUGUACUGUUUCCUAUUUGAUGGGUUUUUACAUGAUUUAACUUUUAAAACAUGGUGGCCUAAGCUCUGUGUGCUAUACUGUUUACCGAGGAGGCUUUAGUUUAACCGAUGUUGGCUGUGCAUAAUUGUUGCGCUGACCAGAGGUGUGUCUGCCCCCGUUUAUUUUCUCAUCCUUUUCCUGCAUGCCGAGUCCGCUGCACAUUGCCAGUGCGUAUCUGUCAAUAGAACAGGGAUUCCCCCGGGGAUGCGCAAGCUGCCGCUAGGGGGUGCGCAAGCUGCCGCUAGGGGGUGCGCGAGCUGCCGCUAGGGGGUGCGCAAGCUGCCGCUAGGGGGUGCGCGAGGUGAAAAGUGUAAUGGCUACGGAGCUCAGAGAAGUCUGUCAUAUGUCACCAUUGGCAUAGCCAGAAACUCAUUUGUGGGUGGGCCUAAGAAAAAGUAAGUGGGCCCAAUAAAUGUAAUUGAAAACAAGUAUAUUUUUGCGCGUGUGUGUGUCCUCCGCAUGUGCCCUAUAGCUUCAUAAUAACAAUGCGCCGAGCUUCAUCACUCUGGCCUGCGCACGCCUCCUCCGUGAUAAAACCUUUUAAGAGAUUUUAUUACAACAUUUUUCAUUCAAGGUCAAAUUAAGAUAUUAGCUUCUACUUUGGGAUGACGUAUUAAAGUCGGGUCCGCUCCAGCCAGUGACUCCUCAUGAACCUGACCACAACUCCUGUUACUGCAGCAUUUGUUAUUCCAGUCCGCGUGGCAGCCAUGGUGGCAGCGGAUCGCAGACUCAGCCACACCAUAAAACAGCAAAACGUCGGUCUGAGGCAAAAGUGAACCUCAUGGCUAUAUCUAUUCCAUCUUUUCCCCUAUAGACAUUUGAUUACGCACAAGUAGGUGGCCAGUUCGGGUUUACGCAGAACAGAAGGAAGGAGAGCGCUCUGCCUACAAUAUUUUGAUAUUUUCCACCCUAGCAGGUGCCAGAGGUGGAAAGUAACGAAUUACAUUUACUCACGUUACUGUAAUUAAGUAGCUUUUUUGAGUAUUUAUACUUUUGAAUUUAUUUAGAAAAUCUGUACUUUUACUUUUACUUGAGUAUGUUUUUUAAAAAAGAAUUGUAAUUCGCUACAUUUUAAAUCAUAUCCGUUACUAAGUAAAAACAAAUUGUAGACUUAAUAAAUAAAAAAUAUUGCAUGUCGCAGCAUCGGAACAGAGAAAGACGCCUGCAUGAGCGCCGCUUCUAAACCGUGGGGGGCUUGGGUGUACACUUGAUAACGAGGGCAAACGGCCAUCUUUACCGCAGUUUCGCUCAAAAACAUACAAGUUACAUAGAUCUUUUUUUUUGCUUCCAUUAGUUGAAAAAUGAGAAAAGCCCCUUGAGAAAAUUAUUGUGAAUUAAAUUGUAAUUGCAUUAUUGAAGAAAAAAUCGCAAUUAAAUUAUUUUCCAAAAUCGUUCAGGCCUAAUUUAUGAUUUCAUGGAAAAGUCAGCGAUUGUUCAUGUGUUCAUGAUGUAUAUUAAUGAUUGCUUCAGGUGUUGUUGAGGUUUUGUGCACGCACGUGUAUCUGCUAGUGUUGAAGGUGUUUUAGAGAACACUAGGUACGCACGACCGCUUCCUUCAUAGCACCUUCAAGAAAAAGACUAGCUCCUACAUAGCACCUGCAGAAAA